AUGGCUAAUGUAAAGCAGUCCAAGGAAGAAAUCAUGAACGAACUCAUGGGAACCGAUACUGAUAAGAACAUUGAGGAAGUGCGCAAUGGCGCUGAAAUCUCUAUCAUGCUUCCUCUCCCGCCCGAAGCAUCCUCUGAAAUUGAAAAGUUUGAAGUAAUCAUUAUCAACGGUAAAGCCACGCAGAUUCGCCUCGGCGAGCCUGUAGCUGUUUCGUGGCCUGUGUACGAAGCCCUCAAAAACGGGCGCUAUCACGAUACGAACAAUGAUAUUAUCGACCUGCCAGACUAUCAGCCCGCUAUUGAGGGGUAUAUCAACGAAGGAUAUGACAUUUUAGCGUAUGAAUAUGAUGGUCUGCAUCUGGACGAAGUAAGAAGCGGCGAAACUGUUGCGGCGUAUCCUACCAUGGAAGCAACGAACGAUGAACCGAAUAUUCCUGAAUGGAUGCAUUCUGCGAUUGCUGAUUAUGCCACGUACAUGAUGUACAGGAACGGAAACGCGAUCAAGCAGAACAGAGGCAUUCCGUACUAUCAGAAAUUCCUUGAAGUUAAAUCGAAAGCCGCAUUCGCAAACAGAAAUAAGAAGCGCAAGCUGAAAAAUCUGUAUGUGGAGGCGUUCUAUUGA
Molecule: messenger RNA, 621 nt
Organism: Cylicocyclus nassatus
Lineage: Eukaryota; Metazoa; Nematoda; Chromadorea; Rhabditida; Strongylidae
Source: the annotation of a GenBank genome assembly